AUGCUGUUCAGUGGUUUGAGCCGAAUGUCCAAGGACACGCUCACGAAAGCGUACGGGGCUCAUGGCAACGGCUUCACCAGGAGCGUACAUAAAUACUUAGCCGCUGGUUCAGACCUACACGCCGCAACGCGUACGGCAAUCGAGAAGCUCACCGUAGGUAUCCGUUGCAGCUUCGUUGGCCAGGAACAAGUUGGCCUGUACGAGAUGCUGCGACACCAGCUCUGCCAGGCGCUCACGGGUGCAAUCUAUGGUGCUGAAAACCCCUACGACGAUCCUGUCAUUGAGGCAAGCUGGCUAGAAUUCGUACCUGGCAUUAGCCAUCUGUUGUACAGCCCCGUUCCAUGGCUCACGGCGCGCAAAGCUCUCAAAGCACGCGCCCGCGUCAUCAAGGCGUUCCAGAACUACUUCGAAACGGGUGGCCAUACGCAGGCCUUCGCCAUGAUCCCCGAGAUGUUCAACACCAACGCGAACCACGGCCUGCCGUCUUCGGAAGCAGCUAAGUUGGAGAUGGCCACAUCACUUGCUAUGCUUAGCAGCGGAGCCAUCAGUGCCUUCUGGCUCAUGUUCCACAUUGCUUCCGACCCCGAUGCGCUUCGAGACUGUCGUGAGGAGCUUCUCAACCUUGUCGUCAAGGAAGCCGAUACGCCAUCUGGAAAAGCUAAAGUAGUAGACCUUAGCAACAUAAGGACACAAUGUCCUACAAUGAUGGCAAUGUGGCACGAGACGCUCCGGUACCAUAGCACCGUCAUCAACAUCAAGAAAGUACAGCACGACACCACCCUGGCAUCAGAAUACUUCCUUAAGAAGGGAGCAAUCCUGAUGAUAUCCGGUACUACAGUACACCACGACACUAACACAUGGGGUCCGGGCGCUUCAGAGUUCGAUCACAAGCGCUUCUUUACGCCUGCGGGUCGGAGGAACCUGUCCAAUACUACCGCAUACCGACCUUUCGGUGCUGGAACAACCAUGUGCCCUGGACGACACUUCUCCACGGGCGUGGUAUUGUCUUUGGUGGCAAUGACAUUGUUGCAGUUCGACGUCCAUCCUGUCGACGGUCAGUGGCAGAUGCCUACCAAGAAGAACGUAGAUAUGUGGAACGCGAUGCCGAAGCCGGACCAAGAUAUUCCGGUGAAGAUAUGUCGGAGAGCGGAGACAGAAUUCGCUUAUACUGAGUGGAAGUUCGUCUGGGGUGAUACUUCUGAGAAGGAGUAGUGCGUUGGGACUUGCGCUCUUCUCUUCUUUUUCGUUCGGCUGGCUGCAUGGCCAUGAGUUAGAUACCUGAACAUUUGUUGAUACACGGUUGUCGUUCUGAGCAAGAUCCUCGGAUAGAUCUCAUAGCGUUCUUGGUUUUGGGG
Paraphaeosphaeria sporulosa is the source of this 1355-nucleotide messenger RNA. Its product is annotated as cytochrome P450. The transcript is spliced from 2 exons. Lineage: Eukaryota; Fungi; Ascomycota; Dothideomycetes; Pleosporales; Didymosphaeriaceae. The record is from RefSeq and is a predicted model, not a curated record. The coding region runs from base 1 to 1212 and encodes 403 amino acids. Gene Ontology annotation, molecular function: oxidoreductase activity, acting on paired donors, with incorporation or reduction of molecular oxygen; monooxygenase activity; iron ion binding.